This is a messenger RNA of Penicillium macrosclerotiorum, 2391 nucleotides long. Its product is annotated as SNF1 family serine/threonine-protein kinase. Gene Ontology annotation, molecular function: protein serine/threonine kinase activity; ATP binding. Lineage: Eukaryota; Fungi; Ascomycota; Eurotiomycetes; Eurotiales; Aspergillaceae. Gene Ontology annotation, cellular component: cytoplasm. The transcript is spliced from 4 exons. The record is from RefSeq and is a predicted model, not a curated record. Gene Ontology annotation, biological process: protein phosphorylation; intracellular signal transduction. Bases 1 to 2391 code for a protein of 796 amino acids.
AUGGCCGCCGCCUUCGACGAGGAAGAUCUCUCGAUCCCUCUUCCUCCCUCCGACCGCGACCGUCCGCGUGAACGAGCGAGCAAGACCGCAAGCUCGAACCCCUCCGCCAUGGCCAUGCCGCCGCCCUCACGCCCGACCGGCAGGCCCGACCCCGCGACCCAAUCCCCUGCCACUACACGGGAUAUGCAACGUUUGGAUCAGUACCAGACGGUCAAGAUUCUGGGCGAAGGAUCGUUCGGAAAGGUGAAGCUCGCCAUUCACCAGCCCAGUGGACGCCAAGUUGCUCUCAAAAUCAUCUCCCGGCGCAAGCUGCUUUCCCGGGACAUGGUCGGGCGUGUAGAGCGAGAGAUUCAGUAUCUCCAAUUGCUACGACAUCCGCAUAUCAUUAAAUUAUACACAGUCAUCGCUACCAAAACCGACAUAGUGAUGGUACUCGAAUACGCCGAGCGAGAAUUGUUCGAUUACUUAGUUCGGAAGGGAAAAUGUGGCGACGAUGAGGCCCGCAAGUUUUUUCAACAGAUAAUCUGUGCCGUUGAGUACUGCCAUCGACACAAGAUCGUUCACCGCGACCUCAAACCCGAGAACCUGCUCAUCGACAGCCAGAAGAACGUCAAGAUUGCCGAUUUUGGAUUGAGCAACAUUAUGACGGAUGGAAAUUUCUUGAAGACUAGCUGCGGUAGUCCAAACUAUGCCGCUCCUGAGGUCAUUUCCGGAAAGCUGUAUGCGGGACCGGAGGUGGAUGUCUGGAGUUGUGGUGUCAUUCUCUAUGUGCUGUUGGUGGGCCGAUUGCCCUUCGACGAUGACUAUAUUCCCGCCCUUUUUAAGAAAAUCGCAGCGGGCAACUUUCACAUCCCCGGAUAUAUCUCUCCUGGUGCCGCCCGACUCAUCCGCGCCAUGCUGCAAGUUCACCCUGUCCACAGAAUCACCAUCCCCGAGAUUCGACAGGACCCAUGGUUCACCAAAAAUCUCCCCAGCUACCUCCAGCCACCACCGGAAGAAUACAUCGCCACCGAUUUAGAUAUCAAAAAAGCCCUUGAUCCUCGUAAGGCGGCUUCAGGCAAACCCGCGCCGGUGCAGCAGAAGAUCCACCAGAUCGCUGUGUCAAAGCUGGAGCGCAGCAUGGGCUAUGGGCGAGACGAUAUUGAAGAGGCCUUGCGACACCCCGAACCAAGUGCCAUCAAGGAUGCGUUCUCAAUUGUUGUUGAGAAUGAGAUGAUGCAAACUAAUUCUCCAACCGAAGAUAAUUUAUUAGCUCAGAGUAUUUCUCCUCAGCCCAAGGUAUCCGGAUCAGCAGCCGCAGAGCGAGCAUCUGCUGUACCCAAAGUUCAGACACCAUCCUCACCAACCCCUGCUCGAACCCAAAGUGUUACCCGGCGAACACGGCCAGAAGAGGCUCAACAAGCAGACCCCGAAGAUCUUGAGGAACCUCGUCCCAGCCACGUCCGAAUUUUGCCCACUAGUUUGCCUUAUGUCCACGAUCAGCUCAUGGAACAACGUGAUCGAGAACAGAGGGCGCGUAUGGAAGAGCGUCGGCAGGAAGCUGCUCGAGCCUAUGAGGAACGGACGGGUACUGAGGGUGGAGAGCUCUCUCCGGAAGAACAGGCUGCUACUGUCCGAGCGUUGAAGCCUCAUGCGCGAAGUGUGGUGGAUCUGGAUAAACUCCGUUUUGAGCCUCCAAUCGGGCUCCCCAUCACUCAACAGCCUAAGAAAUCACGCAAGUGGCAGUUCGGCAUCCGGUCCCGGAAUCAGCCUUACGAAGCCAUGUUGUAUUUGUACCGAGCUAUCGCUGCCCAAGGUGGCGUUUGGGAUAUCCAACCCGUGGAGUCCGGAACUAAUAUUGGGCCUGACGCCACGCCUUCACCGGACAAACCCAAACCACUGCAGAGCAAAUACCCCGACCUUCCUUCGGACUACUAUAUCCCCAAGGAUCCUUGGUUCAUUCGUGCUCGUCUUUUGAAAGAGGGCGUGAAGGCCCCAGGAGCGUCGACCAGUGUGUACAAUAGCCGCAGCGAUCUGGAGGAAUUGCGUCGCCGAUUCAACAUCGCUGGAAUUGCUGCUCCAGUUGAGGACAAAGACAAGGAUCUGAAAUCGUCGACACCCGAGACUAACACACUUUCUGCACCAUCCUCGGCCACUCAACAAAAUGGACUUCCAAGCAUUUCACAUGGUGUCUGGGUCUUCAUCGACAUCCAGCUGUAUCAGCUUGAGGAGAACAACUACAUGGUCGAUUUCAAAUGUGACGGAUACCAGAACGUCAUCCGCGCCCAUGGUGACACCGAAUGGCAUCCGAUCAGCAAGCGCUUGAAAAAUAAGGAGAAGGAGGUCACAAGCCCAUACCCGUUCCUCGAUGUGGCAUCUGACUUGGUGGCUCAGCUGGCAGUGGCUAGCUAA